AUGGCACAGGACCAAAAAAUUGUCUCCAGGGCUGCUCUGUUCGAUGAAAUUGAUGAACACAGCGGUGGUGAAGCACCUGUGACUGAACCGGACUUUGAAUUCGUGGAGGUCGGUGUAACUGACGCAGUGGAGGAUUCUGUGAACCCGGAGUUCGAGCUGUUCCCGCUGUUCUCCGCGGGGGGGGUCACUCGCGUCGAGUUGGGUGGUUCCGAAGAGGAGGAGGUCGAUGUGCGACCCGUGCGAAACGAGGGUUAUUACUUUGCUGAGCGCACGGAGGAGGUGCGAGAAAGGGCGCUCGCGGCGGCGGUGUCGUUUGAGCAGGUAUUGGGGGUCCAGACAGCUGUGACGACCCAGCGGCGGGUCCUCGAUGUUAGUGUAUACAACUUGGGUGUUGAACACGAGCUCAGAGACGCAGAGAGGAGGAGGCGAAGGAAACCGGGGAAAAGACAGCGGGAUGCGAGGAGGGAUGGGGCACGCAGGGUUCUGGAGAGGGAGGAACAGAGGCUGAUGGUCAAGAAACUAAUUAAGAAGACGUUCAAGCGGAGAGGGGGCAAGAAACACAAGAAACGGGCAGCCACGGUGGGCGAGGCACCUGCCACCUCGAUACCGACCAUUGCUCAUUGA
This is a messenger RNA of Huiozyma naganishii CBS 8797, 624 nucleotides long. RefSeq lists its product as uncharacterized. Lineage: Eukaryota; Fungi; Ascomycota; Saccharomycetes; Saccharomycetales; Saccharomycetaceae. The transcript has 2 exons. The record is from RefSeq and is a predicted model, not a curated record. The coding region runs from base 1 to 624 and encodes 207 amino acids.